AUGUCAAAGAUCUUGAUUAUUGCCACCUUGCUUAUGAUGGCAGCAGUUGUUGCCUUGGCUUGCGACGAGCCAUUCUUCCAGCCACGCCCAUCCGAGGUGCUCUACCCAGGCGACCUCUCCAGAACUGAGCGCAAGUUCCACGAGAAGUACAUGAAGAUUGCCUACGACCUCGCCGUCGCCAAGAAGAACCUGUUCACCACCGUCAUCGUCCACCCCAACGGCACAGUCAUGUGCACUGGCCUCAACCAGAACCCAGACUCUGCCAUCCUGCACGGUGAGAUGGUCGCCAUGCUCAACUGCUCCAAGAUCCACCACCAGAACGUCUGGGACGGCUACUACCUGUACACCACUGGCGAGUCCUGCCCAAUGUGCCACUCGGCCGCCAUGUGGAUGGGCUUCCGCAAGGUCGUCUACGGUACCUCCAUCAAGACCCUCUACUGUGACAAGUGUCUCGGCCAGAUCCCAAUCACCUCUGCCAAGAUUAACGCCAACUACUAUGGUAUCCCCAAGAGCCCACCCCCCCAAAUCAUCGGUGGCAUCCUCGCUCACAAGACCGACACCAUCUACCCCAACUUCUGUGCCGACAACUCCAACCCAUGGCACGUGGACCCAAUCUGCACUCCAUGCGCUAAUGACCGCACCUACGAGUCAGACUCUGACUAA
Molecule: messenger RNA, 663 nt
Organism: Acytostelium subglobosum LB1
Lineage: Eukaryota; Evosea; Eumycetozoa; Acytosteliales; Acytosteliaceae
Exons: 1
Coding region: 1-663 (220 amino acids)
Biological process (GO): purine nucleoside catabolic process
Molecular function (GO): guanosine deaminase activity
Source: RefSeq, a predicted model, not a curated record